AUGCAAAGUUUGUGGUCCCGUGCCGGCCGCUCGCAGACGUCCUGUCGUUGCGUUUCGUGCUUAAGCACGACCGCCAACGGGGUCGCUUCGCGAUCGGCAGGUGCUGCCAGCAAGAAACGUCUUCGCAUAGGCAAUUCCGUCACCGCAUUGUACACGAGCAUAUUCGCCGCCGCCGCCCUAGCCGAUGCGAGAGCCAAGACUCAACGACGAAAUGACUGGGAGGAAAAGAUUGCCGCGGUCAAGGCCGAGGUAGAUGUAUUGGUGGAUGAAGAACAACGCAUUCUCGAGUCUUUACAAAGUCGACGGAAAUCCCGAGGAGUUCAGCGAUUGCUACAACCCGGGGGAUUGGGCACAACCUCGAACUUUACAUCCGCACCGAAGCAACGAGCGACCUUGGCCCGGCCCACAAGGUCCUACCAUACUACCCAACGCGGUCUCGCCAAUGCGACCGCUGCGGAGAUCCAGGACAAAUUGCUGGAGGAGAUGGACGUCUUCGACCCGGAAGAGGAGGAUCUGGUUUUGGAACAGCAACCACUACCCAACUGGAUUUUGAAAGAGCCACUCCGGAUGAAGGCUAUUCAACUAUUAGCGUUGAAGCAAUUUGCGAUUCGCCUUUUGCUGAGGCCAGCCGUCGCACACCGAUACUCGGGAGUCAAAAUGAACUACGCCCCGGAUUUCGAAGUCCCUAAGAUCAACGUGGACAGACUUCUAGACGAGUUGAACAACAUCCGCCGUCGCAUGAAACAUUUACGAGAGGACAAAAAUGCGCAUUACGAAGAUUUGACACAGGGGCUUACCAAGAAUAUGUCGGACCAAGACCAACAGGAUAGGACCUUGAGAUUUCGUGAGCGGCUAGAUGACGAGCUUGAUCAGGAUAUUCAUCUUUACAUGUGUCAGGAGAUGUUUCUCCAAGAGCUACUGCUACGCAUCUCUCAAAAUCUCAUGGUUUCCAAGGAGCCUGAUCGCACAGCAGCAUUCCGAGCCAUUCUCAUUGCUUUCACCCGCACCCGACAGAAUGAUCUAUGCGAUAUGCUCUUGAAAAUGCUCAUUCCGAACCAAUUCUAUCUCAGCACAUCCCUGGUCAUCACAAUACUGGCUUUCUUCCGCAAGUCUAAGAACCUCAAAGACUUUGACUUGUUCCUCCAAAUGCUCAGUGGAGAAGGAUAUGACAUUAACAUUGGGUUCCUUGGCUAUUACCGAACGAUGAAGAUCAAUGGUGUUGAUAUUGUCGUUCCGCCAAUGGACAGCAAUAACCCUGUCCUCUAUACCGAGCUGAUCGCAGCCUCUUUACGGUUCGAUCAGCCAGACAGGGCGGAUGCCUAUCUUCAAGCCGCACGCAGAGCUGGUUUCUUCGAUAACUAUCAUACUGUCGCAAUUUACCUCCGAUUUUACAGCAUCAGACAGGAUUGGGAAAAGGGAUCGUCUGCACUGAAGAGAGCCAUCACCCACCUCGUGUCAUCAACGGAUCCCGUAGAAAGCCACGUCCCGCGGCUUCUUGUGCGGAUGGUUCAACUAUGCGAUGCAUGCAAUCGAAAAGAGGUGUCGCAAGCUUUGAUUGAUGCUGCUGUACACAGCGGCUUUGACCCGAACAUCCCGCUGCAACAAGAUGAACUCACCCCCAUCUAUGACCCUGCGGGCAAACGGUGGAAAGAGGCGGCCAAGUCGGCAUCAUCGAGAGAGAAUGCCCAUAAUCCUCUUUGGCAAAAAUGCUACGACUUUGCAAGCAUAUUUGGUGAAUACUUGAGCAGGCUCGAGACAUCAGAGAAUGCUAGUAAAAUCCAGCAAUUUGAUCAGUUCUCUGCUCAAUAUGCGCAUAAUUCCAUGGUCGCCUCACUUGCCCAUGUUCCAGGACAGACCGGGCACACGAUGGUGUCCAAUUUGUCGCCAAUCGGACAGCCAGAGGUUGAUCUUUCACAAAAGACGCAACCGCAAAACCAACAGUCGGAAGAGCUCGCAUCAAUGAAGAUUGAACUAGCCCAGCUUCGACAGCUAGUCUUCCAGAUGCGCGAGCAUCAUAUUGAAUCAUCAUUCAAGGAUGAUGAGUUCCAGGAAGACCAUGUCAAACCGAGUCUACAGAACCUUGAGACUGGCCCCAAACCCGCCAAUGAUAUCGAGGACCCGCACAUGAGCAUCGAAUUCGAGCGGAAAUCUACACCCACCGAGGAGAAAAGACAUCCUUCGUCUGGGAAAAGGAGACGCGCAGUUUCAAAGUCAAUACAAUGA
Messenger RNA from Penicillium manginii, 2223 nucleotides. RefSeq lists its product as uncharacterized. The record is from RefSeq and is a predicted model, not a curated record. NCBI's taxonomy places the organism in Eukaryota, Fungi, Ascomycota, Eurotiomycetes, Eurotiales, Aspergillaceae. The transcript has a single exon. The coding region runs from base 1 to 2223 and encodes 740 amino acids.